This is a messenger RNA of Prunus avium (sweet cherry), 1278 nucleotides long. Lineage: Eukaryota; Viridiplantae; Streptophyta; Magnoliopsida; Rosales; Rosaceae. The record is from RefSeq and is a predicted model, not a curated record.
AUGGCAGCAAAUAAUGCGACAAAUGAUGAAUUAUUAGCAUCCUCUAUUCAUGGAAAACUUCACCGGCAGUCUCCAUUAUGUGCUCAUCAUUCCAUAUUUCGAAUCCCUAAUGUGCUGCUUAAUGGUAAUGAAAAAAUUUAUGUUCCAAAUUUACUUUCAAUUGGACCAUUUCACCGUGGAUUGGGCUUAGAAACCAUGGAAGGAGUUAAACUAAGGUAUUUGCAUUGCCUCCUUGAGCGUAAUCCAACUCCCAAUAGUGGUUUAGUGUACUUUGUUAAAGCCAUUAGAGGUAUGGAACAAGAUUGUCGCAAUUGCUAUGAAGAACACAUUGAUAUGCUCAGUGAUGAAUUUGUAGAAAUGCUGGUGGUUGAUGGUUGCUUUAUCAUUGAACUCUUCCGAAAGUUUUCAGCUCAGGUGCCAAUAGAGGUCGACGAUCCUGUGAUCCAUAAGUCAUGGAUGCGCACGACGCUUAUACAUGACUUGCUUCUACUUGAAAACCAGCUUCCUUGGAGGGUUGUUGAAUGUUUAUUUAACCUCACUCAGGCCACUACUGCAGGUAAUAACUAUCCUCUUUCUCUUUCACUUCCUGUGCUUACUCUACGAUACUUUAAAGAGUCUACCUUGGGUAUGGAUCCAAAGGUCAACGGAACAUUUGUAAACAAACAUUUACUUCACUUCAUAAAAAACUCUUUACUUGGAUCAUAUGCGGAAAAAACAGAGUUUGAGCACUCAGAUUGGUCUCCGAUUCCCUCUGCGACAAAUCUUAAAAAAGCAGGAGUCAUAUUCAGAUGUGGGAAAAAAGACGACAUGCUCAACAUAAUCUACGAAAAUAAUGUCAUGAAAAUUCCACCCAUAAGAAUUCAUGGGAAUGGAGAAUCUCUGUUUAGAAAUAUCAUCGCUUAUGAACAGUGUGAACCAAUCGGUAUAAGUAAAUUUACCUCUUAUGCUGUGGUGUUGGAAAACCUUAUUAAAUGUGAGGACGAUGUAAAGUUUCUCACUGAGCGUGGAAUUAUAGUAAACUUUUCGGGCUGCGACAUACCCUUGUUCAUGAGUAAUCUCACCAGUGAUGUUAGAGUCUACAACUUUUCUUACGCAAAGCUUUAUAAGAAAGUUAACGCACAUUAUCUGCAUCGUUUUACAAGGCUUCUUGCGCUUUACAUACGUAUUUUUGAAGAUCCAUUAGCAUUUUUCAAUUUUACUUAUGCUGUUGUAGUUGUUACAAUUUUGACUUUCGUACAAACAUUUUUUUCCAUUUUGGCUUACUUCAAGUCUCCGUAG